Messenger RNA from Dichotomopilus funicola, 1647 nucleotides. RefSeq lists its product as uncharacterized. Gene Ontology annotation, biological process: snRNA transcription by RNA polymerase II; snRNA transcription by RNA polymerase III. The transcript has 2 exons. The coding region runs from base 1 to 1647 and encodes 548 amino acids. Gene Ontology annotation, molecular function: RNA polymerase III type 3 promoter sequence-specific DNA binding; RNA polymerase II cis-regulatory region sequence-specific DNA binding. NCBI's taxonomy places the organism in Eukaryota, Fungi, Ascomycota, Sordariomycetes, Sordariales, Chaetomiaceae. Gene Ontology annotation, cellular component: snRNA-activating protein complex. The record is from RefSeq and is a predicted model, not a curated record.
AUGCCUUCACACACGUCAGAGUCGCCGGCGAAAAAGCAGAGCAAGUGGUCACCAGAGGAGGACGCGCUGAUCAUUGAGCUCCGCGGUAGUGGCAUGAAAUGGGACGACAUCUCGAAGCGGCUCCCCGGCCGGAGCUCGAUUAGCUGCCGGCUACAUUACCAGAACUAUCUAGAGCGCCGGAGUGAGUGGGAUGAGGAGCGAAAGAAUAAGCUGGCGAGGUUGUACGAGAGGUUCAAACCCGAGAUGUGGGCCAAAGUUGCCGAGGAGAUGCAGGUUCCUUGGCGCGCGGCCGAGGCGAUGCACUGGCAACUAGGUGAGACCGAGAUGGCACGGCGAGCCGGUGUCGUCCCGUUCUCGCUGAACAUGGCAGCGAACGAGGCCCAAGCCGCGAUCACACAACGAAUCUCGCCCACACGGGCCGGUCACAGCGGCCACAGCUACGCCCACGGCCACUCCCAGUCUCAAGGCAGCUUUCCUCGCGAGUUCUCCGGCCUGCCCUCGCCCCGAUAUGCCCGCGCCCAGUCUGGACCCCAUCCAGGCCCCCCCCCGCUUCAGAUCCCUCCUCUCAUUCCUCCACCCACUCCGACCUCCAGCAGCCGCCCCCAUACUUCUCGUCGCGAGAGCCUCCCACCCCAUGCCCGCUUCGGCCCGCCCACAAUCUCCGAACUACCGCCCGCUCCGCCACCCCCGGAGUACGGCUACGGACUGGCGCCGAUUCAGACCGCCGUUGGGUUCGGCAGCGGUGCGCAUACUCGAGGGUCGACAAGUGCCGGAGGCGGAAGCGCAGGCGGCAGCAUCAGUGGGAGGAGUGACGGGCCGCUCCCAAGCGUGGCCGAGCUCACCACGGGUGUGUGCGCCAGUCCCUAUGGUACCCCGGCGUAUACACUGAACCCACCACCUUCUGCGGCCGGCUCUGGGGGGCAUUCGUAUCCGCACGCACACGGGCACGCUCGGUCACAAUCGCAUUCGCAUAUCCUACAGAGCACCAUGCCGACUACCAGCCCGAGCAGUGCAACGGCCAGCCCGGGGCUGCCGGGGACUAGUCUCGGCGGUGGACGGGAAGCCAUUUCAGCUGAUGCGCCAAACCCACGCCGAGGAGGUAGUGUCAGCGCAGGAGGAGGCGGACUCCUUCCCGCACUUAACCCCUACCCACACUCACACGCUCACCUCGAACCUACCGGCGGUAAACGUCGCGCCAGCCCUCCCGACUACGACUACCCCGGCGGCAGCCGCGAGACCAGUCGCCGGCGCCAGCAUCUCAACCACAGCACCACCACCAGCAACGGCCACAGCUACGGACAUAGCCACAGCCAUAGUCUCAGCGGUGCCGGCAGCAGCAGUGUUGCCCGAGACCGCCGGCAUCGCCGUGAUGGCGACAGGGAACGGCCCCAACACAAUUCCUGGGAUAGUAGCAGAGACACAGAGGACUACCCGCCGACACCACCACACCCGGUACAGCUUCCUCUGCCGCCUCUAUCCCAAUCCCACUACCCUUCCCAUUCCUCGCAUUUCCCGUCCUCGGCUGCUUCUGCUGCAGCUGGUGGUCCUCCACAUGCGGCCGCGGCGGGCGCGUUUGGUGGGAUGGGCAAUGGCGGUGUGGGCGUGGGGGUUGGAGUGGGGAGGCGAGAAUCGAGAGGGGGGCUUUGA